Messenger RNA from Lachancea meyersii CBS 8951, 1635 nucleotides. The record is from the annotation of a GenBank genome assembly. Lineage: Eukaryota; Fungi; Ascomycota; Saccharomycetes; Saccharomycetales; Saccharomycetaceae.
AUGAGUUCGCAGAGACACGUCACCCACCCAGCCGUUCGGGAUUUGCCCUUUUCCGUGCAAGAAUUGGCCUCGAAUUGCGUGGAAAGGUCCAAAAAAGAGAUCACUUGGGGCCGCAAUAGCGUCGAUUCAAGCGAGGGCCAGAGCCAGCUCCAAGUUGGAGAAACCACCAGUGAUGAGGCCUCGGACAGCGAAGCGGGCGCGAAACGCAAAUACCAGGUCGACGACAAGCGCAACAACUACUGGGCCAUAGUCACUACCGGUGCAGGGUUGUUCUCUGACGGGUACAUCAACAACUCCAUCAGCACCGUGAAUGCGUGUCUGUCGAUUAUCUACAAAAGCCAGUACUCGGACUCGAACGCGCUGCAAAAUGUGUCGUCCAUCGCGUUUGUUGGCACCGUGGUGGGCCAACUGGCGUUUGGCUACAUUUCCGACUUUCACUCGCGUAAAGUGGCCAUGUUGGUCGGCACCGGUAUUCUGAUAUUGUUUUCCAUUCUUGCCGCCGGAGCCUGGGGCGUGGGAACCACCGGAACCCACGCUGGCGGUCUGUUUGCUGCGCUCACAGCGUACCGCUUCUUCUUGGGUAUCGGAAUUGGCUCUGAGUAUCCUGCAGGCUCCACGGCCGCUGCAGAAGCUUCAAACUCUUUGCCGGCAGGCAAGCGUAACAGAUGGUUCUGCUGGUUUACAAACUUCAUGAUUGACGCAGGAUUCGUUGUCAGCUCCGUGGUUCCCUUGAUCCUUCUCAAAAUCUGCGGCGAAGAGCAUCUGACCCCCGUGUGGAGAAUAACGCUUGGGCUAGGUGCCAUUCCGCCAUUGUCUCUAUUUUUGCUUCGUUUCAAAUACAAAGAGGGCAAGCAAUACCAGAACACCAAGUUUCAAAGAACAAUGCCAUACUGGAAAGUCUUCAAGUUCUACUGGUUCAGACUAACGAUCGUGAGCGUAAUCUGGUUCCAAUACGACUUUAUUGCCUAUUCCUUUUCGAGUUUGUCGAGUCUAAUUCUCGACGGCGUGCUUGGAGACGACGCUACGUUGACCAAGACUUUUGGCUGGAACAUUGUUUUCAAUCUGUUCUACAUCCCUGGUGCUUUUCUCGGCGCUAUUUUCGCAGACUACUGGGGCCCACGUUUCACAUUGGUCAGUGGUGUGAUUCUGCAAGCCGCUAUUGCCUUUAUAAUUGCCGGCUGCUUUGAUCACUUAAAGAAACAUAUUGCCGCUUUCACGGUUGUCUUUGGUAUUUUCAGCACUCUUGGCGAGUUCAGCGUCGGUGACAACAUCGGAGUGCUGGCUUCCAAAACCAGUGCCACUCCCAUCAGGGGUCAGUACUACGGAAUAGCAGCUGCCGUGGGCAAAAUCGGUGCUUUUGUAGGUUCCUAUGCUUUCCCCGCUAUUAUCAAGAAACACGGUGGUUACGAUGACUUAAAAGUGCCAUUUUGGAUCUCCGGUGCCAUCUGUUGCAACAGUGCCUUCCUGGCUUUAUUCUUCCUGCCUGCAGUGGACCAAGAGGCCAAUCUUCUCGAAGACGAGAUGUUUGUAGAGUACCUAGAAAGUACGGGCUAUAAUGUAGCUCGUUUGGGAACCCAUUUCAACGACAGUGAAUUUGAAAAGGUCUCCGUUUCGGAGAUUCCCAAGAAUGCGUAG